CCCCGGCUGGGCCCCUGCACGCGGCCGAGAUGACUUCCAAGGAGGACAGCAAGGUGGCGCCCGGGGAGGAGCGGCGGCGCAGCCCCCUGGAUCACCUGCCGCCGCCCGCCAACUCCAACAAGCCGCUGACGCCGUUCAGCAUCGAGGACAUCCUCAACAAGCCGUCUGUGCGCCGAAGUUACUCGCUGUGCGGGGCGGCGCACCUGCUGGCCGCCGCGGACAAGCACGCGCCGGGCGCCUUGCCCCUGGCGGGCCGCGCGCUGCUCUCGCAGACCUCGCCGCUGUGCGCGCUGGAAGAGCUCGCCAGCAAGACCUUUAAGGGGCUGGAGGUCAGCGUCCUGCAGGCAGCCGAAGGCCGCGACGGGAUGACCAUCUUUGGGCAGCGACAGACCCCCAAAAAGCGACGGAAGUCGCGCACAGCCUUCACCAACCACCAGAUCUACGAGUUGGAGAAGCGCUUCCUGUACCAGAAGUACCUGUCCCCAGCCGACCGCGACCAAAUCGCGCAGCAGCUGGGCCUCACCAAUGCGCAGGUCAUCACCUGGUUCCAGAAUCGGCGCGCCAAGCUCAAGCGGGACCUGGAAGAGAUGAAGGCUGACGUGGAGUCCGCCAAGAAACUAGGCCCUAGCGGGCAGAUGGACAUCGUGGCGCUGGCCGAACUCGAGCAGAACUCGGAGGCCGCGGGCGGCGGCGGCGGGGGCGGCGGCGGCUGUGGCAGGGCCAAGUCGAGGCCCGGCUCUCCGGCGCUCCCCCCAGGUGUCCCGCAGGCCCCGGGCGCCGGGCCCCUGCAGCUCUCGCCCGCCUCCCCGCUCACGGACCAGCCUGCCAGCAGCCAGGACUGCUCAGAGGACGAGGAAGACGAAGAGAUCGACGUGGACGACUGAGCCGCGUCUAGGAUCUUCCGCCGCCCCGGGCCCCUAGCGCCCGCAAGCCCGCCGCCUCCCGGACCGGACCGCCGAGGGGAGCUGGAACCCCCUCUGCAACUCCCGCCUCCUCCCCCUUUCCGGGCCGCGACUUGGCUCCCGGCAGCCGCCUCUUCCCUCUCGAAGCAAUAAACCCGGGCUGGCCAGCCGGACCGGACGUCGCGCGCGGCCUCCGCCGCCCCGGCAGCCCUCGCCGUGCAAUUCUGUAUGGCUUCUGUAAAAAUAUUUAAACCCAGAAAGCGGGUUGCUCC
This is a messenger RNA of Trichechus manatus latirostris (Florida manatee), 1174 nucleotides long. It is a transcript of the gene LBX1, whose product is annotated as ladybird homeobox 1. Gene Ontology annotation, molecular function: sequence-specific double-stranded DNA binding; DNA-binding transcription factor activity, RNA polymerase II-specific. The coding region runs from base 30 to 884 and encodes 284 amino acids. Lineage: Eukaryota; Metazoa; Chordata; Mammalia; Sirenia; Trichechidae. Gene Ontology annotation, biological process: regulation of transcription by RNA polymerase II. The transcript has 2 exons. The record is from RefSeq and is a predicted model, not a curated record. Gene Ontology annotation, cellular component: nucleus.